AUGGCGGACGGGGCGGGCGGCGAGGGCCGCGCCUCGCACGGCAUGGAUCCCAAGGACUUCCAUCACACCGGGUUGAGGUUGGAGUGGGGCCACGCGCACGCGCCGGACGGGUUCGAGGUCUUCUCCCUCGCCGUCUCCCCGGACGGCACCGCCGUGUGCGCGGGAGGCGCGUGCCCCGCCGACCCGGGAUGCGCCCGGGUGUGGGUGUGGCUCCUCGGGGAGGAGGACGCGGUGUCGGAGGAGACGAUGACGCGCCGCGUCGACAGGGCGAGGUCGGGAGCGCGCGCGUCCACCGCGGCGGACGUCGCCGCGUCGAGCACCGCGCGUCGCGCGCACGUCCUCCGCGCGGAAGGAGCCGUCGCGGCGUUAUCCGUCGCCGUCGCCGGAGACGUCGUCGUGAGCGGCAUGGCGGACGGGAGCGUGUGGGCGUGGAACCUCCGGGACGGGACCCUUCGAUGGGGCGGCCGCGAGUGCGACCCGCACCCCGCGCUAGCCAAGCUCCCGAGGAGGCGAAGGCGCGAUCGGAACCCCUUCGCAGCGUUCGUCGGGCGCGUCGACCCGGGCGGGUUCGAGCCGAGGCAGGUGCGUUUCCUCAUCGCGCCGCCCACACCCCCGCCGGCCGCGAACGCCGCCGCCCGCCUCCCCGGAACGCGUUUCGAUCCCCGAGACGCGGCGCACCUGGUCGUCGGGAGCGUCGGCGGUCACGCGGUGUUCCCCGUGUGGGACGCCGGCACCGGAGAGCCCCCGAGCGGCGAAUCAGAUCGUUCGAUCCCCGAGCUGGGCGGACACGGGCGGGGGUGGGAGGAGGACUCGUCCACCAACCGUCGGUACGCGGAAGAACCCGCCGCGUCGUACGCCCGCGACGAUCCGUGGCGCGGCGACGGCAGGGACGGGGGGGACCAAAUCGCCCCGCACGUCGCCUCGUCCGGGGACGGCCGCGUCCUGUACGUCACGAGUUUGGACGCGAAGGAGGUGAGGGCGUGGCGCAUUCGUUCCGGGGGCGGCGACACAGCUGUGUUCGGUACUAACGGCGCGGCGACGCGCGCGUGGACGUCGGAGCGUCUGGCGGUUCGGGGUCUUCGACUCGCGGGUUUGACGUCGCUGCCGAGGACGCGCGGUGUUCGAAGAGGCGACGCAGCCGGCGGCGACGCCGCCGGCGGUGAGUUGGUCGCGACGUGUUGCGCGCCGAUGGUGGACGGCACGUGUUACGCCGCGCCGGACGCGCCCAUCAAGGUGGUGCUCAUCGACGCCGAGGACGGCCAGGAGGUCAGACGGUUCGAACUCGAAGGGGUCACCGCGUGCAACAGGUUCAUCGACUGCGGGUCCUUGGCGGGUGGCGGUGGCGGGACCUUGCUGUUCCUAGCGCACCGGGACGGGUCCAUCUGGAUCCACGCGGCGAGGAGCGGGGCGCAAAUCGCCGCGCUUCACGCGCACUCCACGUGGGCGGGAACGAGCGGCCACCACCGCCUGUUACCGGCGUGCGUCGCCAUCGUCGGUGACGGCGAGUUUCUGUGGGCCGCCACCACGGACGGGCAGUGCGUGCACCGGUACCAGGUGGGCCCGCCGCGGACGUGGACCCGGGCGUCGCACCGAAGGUUCCCAGCCGCGUUCAGGCGGGCGGUGAAAACGCUGGUGACGAGCGUGCACGUGAGGAACGCGCGGGGGCGGGCGGGCUUAGGGGGUCCUUUAGGGAGUGCAGGCGCGGUGCUGAUGAGCGCGGGGCCGGGGCUCAGGGGCGAGCAGAUCGGGGACGGGUUCAGCGGGAAGGGCGCGGCGCAGCUGUGGGGCGAGGGCUUCGCCGAGGUGUGCGCGAUUGAGCCAGCCAUCUUGGAGCUGGUGGUGGCGAGGAUCGCGAGGCUGACGCACGGGAGCUGCGUGGAGACGUGA
Messenger RNA from Micromonas commoda, 1887 nucleotides. RefSeq lists its product with no specific name. The record is from RefSeq and is a predicted model, not a curated record. Gene Ontology annotation, molecular function: protein binding. Bases 1 to 1887 code for a protein of 628 amino acids. NCBI's taxonomy places the organism in Eukaryota, Viridiplantae, Chlorophyta, Mamiellophyceae, Mamiellales, Mamiellaceae. The transcript has a single exon.